Molecule: messenger RNA, 2244 nt
Organism: Zophobas morio
Lineage: Eukaryota; Metazoa; Arthropoda; Insecta; Coleoptera; Tenebrionidae
Product: mitochondrial potassium channel ATP-binding subunit-like
Exons: 11
Coding region: 127-2196 (689 amino acids)
Biological process (GO): oligopeptide export from mitochondrion
Cellular component (GO): mitochondrial inner membrane
Molecular function (GO): ATP hydrolysis activity; ATP binding; ABC-type oligopeptide transporter activity
Source: RefSeq, a predicted model, not a curated record
UGUAUGCUACCGAUGACUUUUUAGAUUGGGUUAGGUUUUUAGUUAGGUUAUGUUAAUGAAAAUCACACUGUUUAACGCUUUAAAAAUUACAAUUUACGUUCAGUUGUACAAACUUAUAUUUUUAUAAUGUGGAAAUUUAUUCAUAGUUUCUCCAAAUUCACCAAUCAGACAAGGUAUUCUGUAUUAAACAACAGCUGUAUUUUUCAGUACAAAAAUUUUCAAUACCCUAAAGUACAUUUAAAGCGUGCAUAUACAAAUUUAGCGAAAAAACCAGCUCCAAAAGUACAUUUCACCUUUUCAACAUGUACGAGAAUAGGUAUUGCUAUAACAACAGGAGGAAUUUUACAUGUUACGUUAUUGAAUAGUAAAGCUCUCUGCAAAGCAAAAAAUACAAGAAUGAGUACAUAUCGAGUCUCGUCGGAUAACCAACAGAAGUUCGAUUGGAGACAAUUGUGGCAUUAUUUAAAGCCUUACAUUUGGUAUUUGGUGGCAGCAAUAGCCGGUGCCUUGGCGGUUGCAAUUCUAAAUAUACAAAUCCCUCAAAUUAUGGGAAGUGUUAUUAACGUGAUCGCCCGAUAUACAGAAAACAAAAAUAGUGAAACAUUCAUUCAUGAAAUGAGAGCUCCUGCUCUAAAACUGAUUGCAAUGUAUGUUUGCCAGUCACUCUGUACCUUCUUUUACAUUUAUAUGUUAUCAAAUCUAGGAGAAAAAAUGUCAUUUCAAAUGAAAACUGAUUUAUUUUCGGCGAUACUAAAGCAAGAUAUUGCAUUUUUUGAUGAACAAAGGACUGGAGAGAUAAUUAAUAGACUUACCAGUGAUAUCCAGGACUUUAAAAGCAGUUUUAAGCAAACUGUAUCUGGAGGUUUAAGAGCAGGUGCACAGAUUGUGGGGUGUUCAAUUUCACUAGUGAUGAUUUCUCCAUACAUGACAUUUAUUACAUUACUGUGCAUUCCAACUGUGAUUGCUGUUGGUACUGUUUUUGGAGCUUUGCUGAGGGGUAUCUCAAGAAAAGCCCAAGCACAACUUGAGAAAACCACAGCUGUAGCAGACGAGGCCGUUAGCAACAUCCGAACUGUUAGGGCAUUUGCAAUGGAGGAUCAAGAACAAGAAUUAUUUGACACAGAAGCUGAAUUGGCGAUGGUCUUAAAUGAAAGCCUGGGUUUUGGUAUUGGCUGGUUUCAAGCUGGAACUAACAUGUUUUUGAAUGGAAUGGUUCUGGUUACACUUUAUAUGGGAGGCUACCUUUUGUCAACAGAGCAAUUAACGCCGGGGGAGUUAAUGGCUUAUUUGAUGGCGUCCCAAACGAUUCAGAGAUCGCUGGGUCAAUUAUCUCUUCUUUUUGGUUCAGUGGUUAGAGGUCUUGCUGCAGGAUCCCGCGUUUUCGAGUACAUCAACUUACAACCAAGUGUGUCAUUAAAAGGGGGCCAAACCAUUUCAGAAUUGGAUUUGAAAGGGAAUAUAGAAUUUAAUAAUGUUACCUUUGCAUAUCCGUCGAGGCAGGAACAGAGUAUUUUGAAAAAUUUCAGUUUGAGAAUUCCGUCGGGUAAAACUUUAGCUAUUGUUGGUGCUUCCGGAAAUGGAAAAUCCACAGUAGUAGCACUUAUAGAACGCUUUUAUGAUGUCGACUCUGGUACUAUAACUAUAGAUGGGUAUGAUAUUAGAAGUCUUGAUCCAUCGUGGUUGCGAAAGCGUGUCUUGGGUUUAAUUAGUCAAGAACCUAUUUUAUUUGGAACUUCUGUACUGGAAAAUAUUAGAUAUGGUCGUCCUAGUGCUACCAACGAAGAGGUUAAAGAAGCGGCCAUGUUAGCGAAUGCUCAUGAUUUUAUUAGUUCUUUUCCUCAAGGUUAUGACACUAUGGUAGGAGAGAGAGGUGCGACAUUAUCAGGAGGACAAAAACAAAGGAUAGCUAUCGCAAGAGCAUUGCUAAAAAAUCCAACUGUACUUCUGCUGGAUGAAGCUACAAGUGCUUUGGAUACGGAAUCAGAAAAGAUAGUACAGCACGCUUUGGAAAGAGCUAAGGAAGGAAGAACUGUCAUUGUGAUUGCUCACAGGCUCUCUACAAUUCAGAACGCAGAUAUUAUUGUUGUUUUGCAUAAAGGAGUGAUAGUAGAGAUGGGAACCCAUGAAGAAUUGACCGAAAAACGUGGACAUUAUUGGUCUUUGACGUAUCAGCAGCAAGAAGUGCCGGCUGCUUAGUUUGAUGAUUUUGUUGUUAUAGUAGUAAUAAAAUGUUUUUAAUUAAAA